UUGGUACCUUUGUGACGCUAUUCCACCAAGCCCAAAAGAAAAAGACCAGCCUAUCGGAGCCCAUUUCUUCCGUCUCUCUCUAUCUCUCUCUCUCUCGCUCUCUCUAUCUGGGACUGAAGGAAGGCAGUAAUGGCGACGGGUCUGUUCAGGAGGGCAGUAUCUAGGAUUUCGACGGCGAGAUUCAUGCUGGCUCGGGCCCACGCGAGCGAGGCUCAGGCGCAGCAGGUGGAGCCGAAGGCACGCUCCUCCCCGACCCUCAAGACCUUCUCAAUCUACCGGUGGAAUCCUGACAGCCCAUCGAAGCCGGAGCUCCAGGAGUACAAGAUCGACCUGAAAGAGUGCGGUCCCAUGGUCCUCGACGCCCUCAUCAAGAUCAAGAAUGAGUUCGACCCCACCCUCACCUUCCGCCGAUCGUGCCGAGAAGGCAUCUGCGGUUCUUGCGCAAUGAACAUAGACGGCUGCAACGGACUCGCCUGCCUCACCAAGAUCCCGUCGGCCGGAUCGAACACCACGAUCACCCCACUGCCACACAUGUUCGUGAUUAAGGACCUGGUGGUGGACAUGACCAACUUCUACAACCAAUAUAAGAGCAUCGAGCCCUGGCUUAAGAGAAAGACCCCGGCAUCCGUUCCGGGGAAGGAGAUACUGCAGAGCAAGAAGGAUAGGGCCAAGCUGGAUGGGAUGUACGAGUGCAUUCUCUGUGCCUGCUGUAGCACAUCCUGCCCCAGUUACUGGUGGAACCCCGAGUCUUAUCUGGGACCCGCAGCUUUGCUCCACGCCAAUCGGUGGAUAAGUGAUAGCCGUGAUGAAUUUACCAAGGAAAGGCUGGAUGCUAUAAAUGAUGAGUUCAAGCUCUACCGCUGCCAUACCAUACUCAACUGUGCCCGUGCCUGUCCGAAGGGCUUGAACCCUGGAAAACAGAUCACCCAUAUCAAGCAGCUCCAACUCUCUAGUGGCAAUUGAGUUUCUAGCUUCAUCUGGCACCAGCUGGCAUGCUGCUGAUGCGCAUUUCCCGUUAUUCUACGAUAAUUUUGAUGACCCAUGAACUGUGUAUUGAGUUAAUAACGUGAAGCAUCUAAUGUAUUACCUUAUCCCAUUUGUACCUACAGAAUUUUCGAAUCAAAUUGUGUUGUCUUUCUUUGCUUUCGAAUAAAUGUUAAUGGAACUCCGUGGGUCCACCAGGAACUGUGAUCAGAUACCUGGUUUAUUGAA
Carya illinoinensis is the source of this 1212-nucleotide messenger RNA. RefSeq names its product succinate dehydrogenase [ubiquinone] iron-sulfur subunit 2, mitochondrial-like. Bases 130 to 963 code for a protein of 277 amino acids. Gene Ontology annotation, molecular function: electron transfer activity; 2 iron, 2 sulfur cluster binding. The record is from RefSeq and is a predicted model, not a curated record. Gene Ontology annotation, biological process: aerobic respiration; respiratory electron transport chain; tricarboxylic acid cycle. Gene Ontology annotation, cellular component: mitochondrion. NCBI's taxonomy places the organism in Eukaryota, Viridiplantae, Streptophyta, Magnoliopsida, Fagales, Juglandaceae. The transcript is spliced from 2 exons.